AAAGUCGUGUGUAAACAAUUGGGCUUCAACCCAAAUAAUGCCUUUAAAAUGCUACCCCCAGAGGAUUAUAGGAUUGCGGUACAUGUCACGUGUAAAUUCAAAUUACGAUUAGUUGAAAAUGAGCCCAGAUCCAAAGUAGGCAGAAUAGAAGUCUUACAUAAUGGAAUAUGGCAUUCCAUUUGCCGAAAACUUAAUCCAAAGAGCGCAGUGGCGGUUUGUCAGAAGCUUGGCAUGAAGUGGAAAUUUGCUCAACCUGUAGACAGUGUUCCGAUUUUGCCAAAGAACAAAAACACACUAGAUAUUCACUUCGUGAGUUGUACCCCCUACUUCGAUCAAGGUCAAUGUUUGAAAUCAAUUGGAAAAUGCUCUGAACAUGACGAAAAUUUGGAAGCCUGGGUCUCAUGUAAAAGUGUAUUAUUCAGUGAUCCGAAACCAAAUAGUCAGCUUCGUUUAAAAGAUGGUUCGUCUGGCCAACUCCAAGUGAAAGACAGUUUGGGUGAAUGGUUCCCUGUUUGUGGCACCAACUGGACAACAGGGGCUUCUCAGGUUGUUUGCAAACAAUUGGGAUUUAAAGCUCACUUUGGCU
Owenia fusiformis is the source of this 586-nucleotide messenger RNA. The record is from the annotation of a GenBank genome assembly. NCBI's taxonomy places the organism in Eukaryota, Metazoa, Annelida, Polychaeta, Sabellida, Oweniidae.